CGGCCACUCGUUGUUUUCGUGCUUUGGCGCUGUGCAGCGCAGAAAUGUCAAAGAGGCAUCAGAAUGGCUUUCAACAUGAAUUGGAUGAAGAUGUUAGGCCAUCCUCAAGCAAGAGACCCAGAAGCAAGAUUCUGCAAAGCUCGCAACCCCUUUUGCCGCCCGAACAUGCCGUUGGAAUCAUCGAGUCAGUGCACCUGAAGAACUUCAUGUGCCACAGCAAGUUAGACUUCACCUUCUCAGAGCAGACAAACUUCAUCGUCGGCAGGAAUGGAAGUGGGAAAAGUGCAAUCCUCACAUCCCUAAUCAUCGGCCUUGGCGGCAAAGCGAAUACUGCGUCCCGUGGGACCAGUGUCAAAAGCCUUGUGGAAACUGGAAAACGCUCUGCAGAGGUGUCAAUCAGGCUUCAAAACAAAGGUUUUGAUGCUUACAAGCACGAGCAGUAUGGGGACUCCAUCAUGAUCUCCAGGAGGCUAACAGCUGAUGGCUCGUCUCAAUACAAGAUCAAGUCCUGCAAUGGCACCCUGGUGUCAACCAAGAGGCAGGAACUGACUCACAUUCUGGACCAUUUCAACAUCCAGAUCGACAACCCUGUGAUGAUUCUGAACCAGGAGACGAGCCGGAAUUUUCUCCAGAGCAAGAGUCCCAGGGACAAGUACAAUUUCUUCAUGAAGGCCACGCAGCUUGAAAGGCUCAAGGUCACGUACAAGAAGAUUGAUGAAGAAAGGGUGGCAACAGAUCGCGAAUUGGCCCUGAAAGAAAAGCUGCUCCCAGACCUGGAACGGGAGGUGAAGCAGCUCGAAAAGUUGUGGCGGGCCUUUGAGAACCUGGAGGACCAGCGGGUCAAGCUGAAACGGCUAAGGGCAGAGUUGCUUUGGGCGAAGGUCAACGAGAAGGAAGAUGUGUUGCAGCAGACCGAAGCUAUGUGCCAGAAGGAAGGCAGGGUGCUCUCAAAGCUGGAGGAGAAAAUCACGGAAGUGGAUGAAAAGGUCCACACACAUGAAGAGGUGCGCAAGAGUCUUCAGGACGAGCUGAACGAGGCGCUCGAGCGCGUCCAGGAGGUGCAGCCGGCCAUUCUGUCCGUACGCAAGGAGUACACGAUCAAGAAAGACCAGCUCCGCGAGAAGGAGCAAGCGAUGGCACGUGUUGAUCGCGAUCUUGUGGCGAAGCGCAAGGAAGCCGAGCUCGUGAGAGGCCGGAUUGAAGAGCUGCGUGCAUUUGACCAUGGCAAGCAGGCUGAGGAAAAGGCACAGCGGGAGGCGCAGAUCAGGGACCUGGAGGCGAGAAAGGGCGAGCUGCGGUCGCAUCUCCGCACGUCCGAGCACCACUGCGAGCAGGUCAAGGCGUCGGUGGACGAGUGCUCGGCGAGACUGCAGGUCAUCAAGGGUGAGCAGCGUGAGCUGAAGGACAACACGACGGCCCUGUCGACCUCCAUCCAGAACUUGCAGGCCAGCAAAAAGAACAGCUUGCAGCGGUUUGGCCGUCACGUGCCCCAGUUGCUACGUGAAAUAGACAGCGCCAUGUCCAAGGGAAGGUUCAAGAAACGCCCCAAGGGGCCCCUGGGAUCACUGAUGAAGCUGAAGGAUCAGCGCUGGGACCUGGCCACCGAGUGCUGCCUCGGGGGCCUCCUGUUCGCGUUUUUGGUGGACAAUGACCAGGAUGCCAAGACUCUGCGGCAGAUAAUGUCGAAGGUCAUGGGUGCUGAUCGCAAGCCAUCCAUCAUCACUAGUUCCUUCAUGGGAACUGUUUACAACUACAAGUCCAAGGCAAUGCGCUCGUCGAGAUAUCCUAACCUUCUAGAGAACCUUGAAAUUGAAGAUCCUGAUGUGACCAACUGCCUUAUUGACCAGAGGUCGUUGGAGAAGAUUGCGCUCAUCGACACCAACAAUGAGGCAAGAAACGUUAUGAUGAAUGCUGCAACCAUUCCGCCAAAUUGCUUGGAGGCCUUCACGGCACAGGGUGAUCAGUUGUUCCCGGCGCCCGACUUCCGCUACUACUCUUCCAACAAGCAGCGGGCCGAAUUGCUAAAGGAGAAUGUGGAUGAUCAGAUUCGGGAGAAGAAAGCAGAGCUUGCAGAUGCGGAGAGAAGACUGAAAGAAUUGGACUCUGUAUGCGCCGACAAUCGAGCUGAGCUGCUGCAAAGCCAGAAGGAGGCACGUCGCCUGACAACCCAGCUGGAAUCGCUGAGGCGGGAGGAAGUCCAGGUGUCCUCUAAGAUCCGUGAGCUGGCGAGCGUUGAGGAGCCUGAGCCAACAAACGUUUCCAUGCUGGAAGAACUGCUGCAAAAGUUGGUGAGCGAGAUCACCAGUGUGAAUGAGGAGCUGACUGAGCUGAAGGAGCAGCAAAUCGAACUUCGUGCGAAGCUCAAGGCCAAGGCGGCAAAGAUCAGGGAGAUCGAGGCAGGCCGCACUAAGCUGCUCAAAGAGAGCAACGACAUCAAGACAAAGUUGCUCGAAGCUGACGCCCAGUUGCAGAAGGAUAAAAGUCAGAUGGAAAGCCUGAAGGAAGAAAAGAAAGCCAUCGAGCAGAGGCAGUCGGCCUCGGAGCGGCAGCUCAAGGCUGUCAGCCUGCAGCUGAAAGAACUGACAGAGAAGGCUGUCGAAGCUGCAUCCGAGCGAAUCUCGUCUAGGCGGAAACCAACUGCCAUCGCUGCUGAAAUUGAAGCGCUUGAGAGCCACCUACAAGUUGAAGAAAAAAGGAAGGGUAACAAAGAAGAAGCAGCAGAACUGUAUAAAUCGUCCCUGGCAAAGUACACAAAGAUCAAGGACAAGGCACAGGAGCUCCGAAGUUUUGUAUCGCUACUUGAGAAAGCCAUGGUAAGGCGACAUGCGAAGUAUGCCUACUUGUGCCAUCAGACGGCGAAUCGGCUCCGCGUCAUUUUCGGAUCGACACUGUGGCAGCAGAACUUCAUUGGUGACCUGGAGAUCGAUCAUGAAAAGCAGCACCUUCAUAUCAGGGUGGAGCCCAAGCAGGGGACCAGUGGCUCAAAAUCACGCCAGGACCUGAAGGCGCUUUCAGGUGGCGAGCGCUCCUUCUCCACAGUCUGCUUCGUACUUGCCCUGUGGGACACUAUGGAGUGUCCGUUCCGAAUCAUGGACGAAUUCGACAUCUUCAUGGACAUGGGGAAGAGGCGGGUGAGCCUCGAAAUGAUCCUCGAGAUGACCAGGCGCAAAUCCCAGAACCAGUUCGUUUUCCUGACGCCACUCGAGCUGCCAGCCAUUGCUGCGCUCCGCAAUGUAAACAUCAUGAUCAUGCCAGAGCCGAGCCGCAAGCGCCCAGCUGCCAUUGUAGCCGGAAAUGAUGAUGAUGAUGAAUGUCAGCAGUAACUGUGAUACCUUGAUCGAAUUGAGUACAUUUAGUACUUCAGGCUGAUUUGUACCUUAAAGUUGAUGUACAGGAGUGCUUUCUUUUAUUUUUUAUUUAUUUGAAGUAGCAUAGAUAUUCUUUCUUUAUUUUAUUUUACUAGAAAAUGUUCUAGUCUUUUUUUUUCCUCAUUGCAUUUAAUGUGCAAGGCCCCAUGUAUUACUUGCAGUAUAUCUUCCUUUCUAGUUUGCAUAUACGUUGUUUUUUAUUGAUCGACUUCUUGCAGCUUAGAAUGCUGUGGUUAUGCACUACAGUGCGCCAGGAGGCGUUCUGUUUUAUUAAUUGCGUUCACCAAUUUCUGUAAGCGCACGUUAUAGUUUUUAAUAAUCCAGAUAUCUUAUCAGCUUAGUUUUAAUGUUUUAAUGCAAAUUCGCGAAUAAAAUUUGUACAUAUUUCACUGUUUCUAAUUAAAUCCAAAGAACCUGC
This is a messenger RNA of Dermacentor andersoni, 3786 nucleotides long. RefSeq names its product structural maintenance of chromosomes protein 6-like. Gene Ontology annotation, cellular component: Smc5-Smc6 complex; nucleus; chromosome. Gene Ontology annotation, biological process: chromosome organization; double-strand break repair via homologous recombination. Gene Ontology annotation, molecular function: protein binding; single-stranded DNA binding; ATP binding. Lineage: Eukaryota; Metazoa; Arthropoda; Arachnida; Ixodida; Ixodidae. The record is from RefSeq and is a predicted model, not a curated record.